AUGACAGAACAGGCGCCACCACCGCCAGCAUGGCUGUUCCUGUUGCUCGCUUUCGUGGGCGGCGUCUACUCGGCGUCGAUGUCUUUCCGCCUCCUCUCCUACCUGGCUCUUUCCUUGCGCCGCCCGAGGGACCUACGCCGCCGGUACGGCGCGUGGGCCGUGGUCACCGGCCCGACGUCAGGCAUAGGCCGGUCCGUGGCUCUGGAGCUCGCGCGCCGCGGCCUGAACCUCGUCCUCCUCGACCUCGACGCCGCCAACCUUGAGGAGACCUCCGACAUGGUCAUGUCUCGCCACGGCGUGGAGACCAAGACCGUGGUGUUCGACCUCUCACUCGUCGGCACCGCUCGAGGCGACGAGUCCAUGAGGCGGCUCCGAGCAGCGAUGGAGGGGCUGGACGUCGGUGUGCUGGUGAACAACGCCGGGGUGGCAAGGCCGUCCAUGGUGUACCUGCACGAGGCCGACGUGGAGGCGUUGGUGCAGAUGGUGCGUGUGAACCUGUGGGCCCUGACGGAGGUGACGGCCGCUGUCCUGCCGGGGAUGCUGGAGCGCGGGCGGGGAGCCAUCGUCAACAUGGGCUCCGCGUCGUCGGAGGCCAUCCCCUCCUUCCCACUCAACACCAUCUACGCCGCCACUAAAAGGUACGUUGCCAUGUUCUCCCGGAGCCUUCACGUCGAGUAUAGAAGCAAAGAGAUUGAUGUACAGUGCCAGGCCCCGUUCUUCGUGGCGACCAGGAUGGUGGGCUGGGCCGUGCGAGACAAUUGGCUCUCGCCGCUCGUCCCCACACCAGACGCCUACGCUCGCGCUGCGACGCGCUGGAUCGGCCACGGCCCGCUCUGCACCCCUGCUCUGGGUUACCAGCUCCUGUGGUGCCUCGCGGGCAUCCUGCCGGACGCUGCGCACGACUGGCUCCGCCUGCGCGAGCACCGGCGGCUGAGAGCGCUGUUACGGGGAAUGAGGGCGGCGAGGGCGUCCAGAGCUGGGCCGGAUGCAACAAACUGA
This is a messenger RNA of Miscanthus lutarioriparius, 999 nucleotides long. The record is from the annotation of a GenBank genome assembly. Lineage: Eukaryota; Viridiplantae; Streptophyta; Magnoliopsida; Poales; Poaceae.